AUGGUGCCUGCAGCCCUGGGGCCCAGGCUCAUGAAGUCAGAGCGGCGUCGGAAUGGCAGGUGUGAGCUUGAGACGUAUGUCCAGCCAGAGCCCAAGCCUGGGGACCUGAUUGAGAUUUUCCGCCCUUUCUACAGACACUGGGCCAUCUACGUUGGCGAUGGAUAUGUGAUCCACCUGGCCCCCCCAAGUGAAAUCCCUGGAGCUGGUGCAGCCAGUAUCAUGUCUGCCCUGACGGACAAGGCCAUAGUGAAGAAGGAACUGCUGUACGAUGUGGCCGGACGGGACAAGUACCAGGUCAAUAACAAACAUGAUGCCAAGUAUCCACCACUGCCUCCCAGCAAAAUCAUCCAGCGGGCGGAGGAGCUGGUGGGGCAGGAGGUGCUGUACAAGCUGACCAGCGAGAACUGUGAGCACUUUGUGAACGAGCUGCGCUAUGGAAUCCCCCGCAGUGACCAGGUCAGAGAUGCUGUCAUGGUGGCUGGCAUUGCCGGAGUGGGCUUGGCAGCCAUGGGCCUCAUUGGGAUCAUGUUCUCAAGAAACAAGCGGCAGCAGCAAUAACUUGGGGAGACUGCCCUGUCAGCAGUGACUUUCUACAUUGAGGGGAUCUCAUUUUGCUAGAGGGUGUGGGGUUUGGUUUAUGGAUUUCAUUUGGUUUUAUAAUAAGGCUUAUUUUCACAGAAUAUAAUAAAGC
Orycteropus afer afer is the source of this 691-nucleotide messenger RNA. The record is from RefSeq and is a predicted model, not a curated record. NCBI's taxonomy places the organism in Eukaryota, Metazoa, Chordata, Mammalia, Tubulidentata, Orycteropodidae.